Molecule: messenger RNA, 222 nt
Organism: Eruca vesicaria subsp. sativa (arugula)
Lineage: Eukaryota; Viridiplantae; Streptophyta; Magnoliopsida; Brassicales; Brassicaceae
Source: the annotation of a GenBank genome assembly
AUGUUAUUGGCCAAGUAGUUAACUUCGGAUCUCUGGAAAACAAAGUCAUAAAAGGAAAGGAUAAUUUCAGGCUAUUGAUUGAGUUAAGGGAUCAAAAUGAUUUGAAGUUGAUGUGUACUCUUUGGGGCUGUUAUGCUAAACAAGUAUAUGAUUACAGUAUCUUAAACAUGUCCACAAUGAUCAUUGCUCUAAUCCGGUUUUGUUCCAUUAAAGAGUGGAAAG